AGUAAAACAGGAUCCAUUCUGUGACAAGAGCAGAAAAUUACACGACGAGAGAAACAGAGAAAAAGUUUGACAGUUUUUGUUCCACUGAAUCGUCUGAAACAAUCAAUAAAUUCAUUGUGAAGUAUUUUGUAGGUGAUAUUCUAGUCAGUAAAGAGGAACAUCAACAGUUCUUGACAGGUGUUCAGUGGACUGUUCAGAUGAUGUCAUGGACUCCACAAAGGAUCUCAGUGGACAGACAGACACAGGGAAGGUCAAGAGUGUCAUUCAUGGAGAAUCUCCUGAAUCCAUCUGUGUGUCCAUGAAGAGUGACCGGUCAAUGAAUGAACCACCUAAUUUCAGUUCUGGAGCCCCUUGUGCUGAUGUGAGUGUCAUUCAUGGAGAAUCUCCUGAACCCAGCUGUGUGUCCAUGAAGAGUGACUGGUCAAUGGAACAACCAGUUAACUUCAGUUCAGGAGAGUCUUUGAUCAACUACAGAAACAAACAGGAUGAAUCAGAGUCAACUGCUGGGAAAGUGACAUUGGACUCCAUUUUUGUGGAACUUGAGCACAAAAUCAUCUCUCUGAUGAAGAAAGAGCUGAAGAGUAUCAAGAGACUACUGAUCUCAGAUUCCCCAGCAUGCUCUGAGAGAGAGGAGGAGGAUGAUGAAGGUCAGAGCAGAGUCAGAGAGGGGUUUCUGAAGAUCACACUGCACGUCCUGAAGAAGAUGAAGCUGACAGACCUCGCUAACACACUUCAAACCAAACUGAUUUCUGUGCAUCAACAAAAACUCAAAACAAAACUAAAAGAGAAAUUCCAGAGAAUUAAUGAAGGAAUGUCAAAUCAAAGCAGCUCAACACUUGUGAAUGAGAUCUACACAGAGCUGUACAUCACAGAGGGAGGGAGUGCAGAGAUCAAUAAUGAACAUGAGGUGAGACAGAUUGAGACAGCAUCCAGGAGAGCAGAGACACAGGAAACACCAAUCAAAUGCAAUGACGUCUUUAAAGCCUUACCUGGACAAGACAAAGCCAUCAGAACUGUGCUGACUAAAGGAGUCGCUGGAAUUGGGAAAACUGUCUCUGUGCAGAAGUUCAUUGUGGACUGGACUGAAGGAAAAGCAAAUCAGGAUGUUCACUUCAUAUUUCCACUUCCUUUCAGAGAGCUCAAUCUGAUGAAGCACAAAAAUAUCAGUUUGAUGGAUCUUCUUCAUCAGUUUUUCACAGAUACAAAAGAACUGAGAGAAUUGAAAACAUUCCUUGAUGACUACAAAGUCAUUUUCAUUUUUGAUGGUCUGGAUGAGUGUCGACUUCCUCUAGAUUUCCAGAACAAUGAUAUUUUGUGUGAUGUGACAGAAUCGGCCUCAGUGGAUGUGCUGCUGACCAACCUCAUCAAGGGGAAUCUGCUUCCUUCUGCUCUGCUCUGGGUCACCUCUCGACCAGCAGCAGCCAAUCAGAUUCCUCCUGAGUGUGUUGACCAGCUCACAGAUGUACGAGGCUUCAAUGACCCUCAGAAGGACGAGUAUUUCAGGAAGAGAAUAAAAGAUGAGCGUCUGGCCAACAGAAUCAUCACACACAUGAAAUCAUCAAGAAGCCUGUACAUCAUGUGUCACAUACCAGUCUUCUGUUGGAUUUCAGCCACUGUUCUCCAGAGACUGUUGAGUGAAGCAGAGAGUGCAGAGAUCCCCAAGACUCUCACUCAAAUGUUCACACACUUCCUGAUCUUUCAGAGCAAACUGAAGAGCCAGAAGUAUGAUGGGAAAUGUGAGGUGAAUCUUCAGCAGGCUAGAGAGAGGAUUCUGUCUCUGGGAAAACUGGCUUUUCAACAGCUGGAAAAAGGGAACCUGAUCUUCUAUGAGGAGGACCUGAGAGAGUGUGGCAUUGAUGUCAGAGAAGCGUCAGUGUACUCGGGAGUUUGUACCCAAAUCUUCAGAGAGGAGUUUGGACUGCACCUGGGGAAGGUGUUCAGCUUUGUGCAUCUGAGCAUUCAGGAGUUUCUCGCUGCUCUGUAUGCUUUUAUUUCCUUUUAUCAACAGAAAUCAGGUCUCUUCAGUAAGUUUAAGUCAUCUAUGAGUGAUUUCCUGAAGAGUGAAGUUGACAAGGCCUUACAGAGUGAGAACGGACACCUGGACCUUUUCCUUCGAUUCCUUCUGGGUCUCUCACUGAAGUCCAAUCAGACAAUCUUACGAGACCUACUGACACAGACAGGAAGCAUCUCUGACAGCAAACAGGAAAUAGUUGAGUACAUUAAGAUGAAGAUCAGGGAGAAUCCCUCUCCAGAGAAAUCCAUCAAUCUGUUCCACUGUCUGAAUGAACUCAAUGAUCAUUCUCUAGUGCAGGAAGUACAAACAUACGUGAACAGAAGAGAUAUCAAUCGUCUCUCUGGAGUCCGUCUCUCUCCUGCUCAGUGGUCAGCUCUGGUGUUUGUGUUGCUGAACUCAGAAGAGGAGCUGGAUCAGUUUAAUCUGAGGAAAUAUGAUCCAUCACAUGAAUGUCUUCUGAGGCUGCUGCCGGUGAUCAAAGCAUCCAGAAAAGCUGAUUUUAUGGGCUGCAAUCUGACAGAGCAAAGUUGUUCAGCACUGGCCUCAGUCCUCAGCUCAAACUCCUCAAGUCUUAGAGAGCUGGACCUAAGUAACAAUGACCUGCAGGAUUCAGGAGUGAAACUUCUCUCUGAUGCACUGAAGAGUCCUCACUGUACACUGGAAAUACUGAGAUUUGCAGCUUGUAGAUUCACUGGUCAGUGCUGUGAAAGUUUGUCUUCAGUUCUACAAUCAUCAAAAUCCCUGAGAGAGCUGGACCUGAGUAACAAUGACCUGCAGGAUUCAGGAGUGAAGCUGCUCUCUGAUGCACUGAAGAGUCCUCACUGUACACUGGAA
Xyrauchen texanus (razorback sucker) is the source of this 2848-nucleotide messenger RNA. RefSeq names its product NLR family CARD domain-containing protein 3-like. The record is from RefSeq and is a predicted model, not a curated record. NCBI's taxonomy places the organism in Eukaryota, Metazoa, Chordata, Actinopteri, Cypriniformes, Catostomidae. The annotation marks the transcript as partial. The transcript has 8 exons. Gene Ontology annotation, molecular function: protein binding.